AUGCCGAGGCCGAAAAAUGGCUGUCGACAAGGAGUGCUUGGCCAGUCACUGUCGCCACCCAUCACAGCCCGGUUUAAAUGCCUGACGAACGGGUGUUGUGACCAGCACGAGUGGUGCCGAUUCUGGGCCAGUAUCGGCGAGUGCUCGAUCAAUGGCGAUUGGAUGGCAACAAAUUGCCAGUUGGCAUGCGGGACGUGCCGGGCGCCAGCGUCGACAUCAGGGUUCCCUCAAACGCAACGGACAGCUGCGACCAGCGUUUUGAGCACGACCCAGCCCACCAUAUCGACCGGCUCGGAGGGUCCGACCACUGGCUUCCCGACGACGCUCAGCUCGCAGACGCAGCUCGCGACGGCCGUCGGUGCCUCGACGCUUCCGCCCCUCUUCGCACCGCCGCCAUCCAGCGGCGCGGUGACGCCGGCGACGAGCUGCAAAGACAUCGAGAAGGCGCGCGCUGCUGAGGCUCUCGUGGCGUCCGGACUCGUUGAUGCCGUCGACGACACCUUCGGCAGAGCCACGCUGUCUGUGGACGAUAUCUCAAGAGCAGUGCAAGCUGGUCAGCAGUGUAUCCCACAGCUAAAAGAGGAGGGCCUGGACUGCAACAGCAACCUGUGCUACCACUUGAUGUAUCGCAGUUUUGAUGGGACGUGCAACAACCUGAAACGGCCCAUGCAGGGAGCCUCUUUCCGGCAGUAUCUGCGACACUUCCCGCCACAGUAUGACGAUGGGAAGGGGGAGCCUGUGUCAUCGUUAACGGAAACGCGACCAACAGCCCGCGAAGCCAAUAGAGUGAUGCUCUCCUCAGCACAGUCCGUCAUGCACGACAAGUACAACAAUCUGAUGAUGCAGUUCGGCCAGUUCAUCAGCCACGAUAUUGCCAAGACCACGCUGCAACCGUCGGCGAAUUGUCAGUCGUGCAACCCGGUCCCAUCCAAGUGCAUGCCGAUCCCAAUCAGCGACAAGGACCCGAAUAUGCAAUUCAAGUCCAAGCAGUGCCUGAAGGUGUCGAGGUCAGCGCCAAUUUGUGCGCUAAGCCCACGCGAACAGCUGAACGAGAAUACGGCCUACAUCGACGGCAGCGCCAUCUAUGGGUCUUCCCCGAAGGAUUUGUUCAAAUUCCGCGAGGGGCGAACCGGGCUGCUACGCGUUGUUCCGUUCAACAAUCAAAACGUGUUGCCGUUCGAUCAGUCAAAGUGCAAGCAAGAGGCGGGCUGCCUGGCCUCGUUCACCGCCGGCGACAUCCGGGCCAACCUCUUCAUCGGCCUCAGCUCCUUCCACAUCCUGUGGGCCAGGGAACAUAACCGAAUCUCGACAAAGCUACAGAAUCUGAAUCCGGGCUGGAGCGGGGAUCGAUUGUUCCAGGAAUCGCGAAAAAUUGUCGGUGCCCAGAUUCAACACAUCUUCUACACGUCUUACCUGCCAAAGGUUCUCGGCAACUCGUUCGAGCGUGUGAUUGGAACCUAUCAGGGCUAUGACGAGAACGCCGAUUCCACGAUUGCCAACGAGUUCACGACCGGAGCCUUCCGAUUCGGGCACGGCAUGAUUGAGGAAUUCUACAACCGGCUGAACAAGGAUGGCGGCAACAUCACGCAGGGCGGCUUCUUCUUCGGCGACGGCGUCUUCAAGAGUGGAAAAAUUUUGUGGGAAGGCGGCAUCGAUCCGAUCUUGCGCGGGUUCAUGUUCACCCGCGUGAAGCGACCGCAUCGGCUGACGCCCGCAACGACGGAGAAGAUGUUCGGAAGUACCGACCUUGGGUCACUAAACAUCCAGCGCGGCAGGGACCACGGCAUUCCCGGAUACAAUACAAUCCGAGCAUUCUGCGGGCUGCCCAGGGCGAACAGCUUUGAGGACUUUGGGGACAUGAUUUUGGACAAAAACUUGCGAUUUGGGCUCUCCAAAAACUACAACUCACCAGAAGACGUCGACUUCUACGUCGGCGCCAUGUUGGAGGAUCCAGUGGUUGGAGGCCUUGUGGGGACAACGCUGAGCUGCGUCAUCGGCGAGCAGUUCAAGCGGACGAGAAAUGGGGAUCGGUUUUAUUAUGAAAACCCGGGCAUUUUCACGCCACGGCAACUGGCCGAGAUCAAGAAGACGUCUUUUGCCAAGGUCAUCUGCACGAAUGGGGACAGUUUCGAUACGGUUCCAGAGGACGCCUUCUUGGCACCCCCGGGCACACCUAUCGUCUCCUGCUCCCAGCUACCGACCAUCGAUCUAUCGGCCUGGAAGGAG
This is a messenger RNA of Mesorhabditis spiculigera, 2226 nucleotides long. NCBI's taxonomy places the organism in Eukaryota, Metazoa, Nematoda, Chromadorea, Rhabditida, Rhabditidae. The record is from the annotation of a GenBank genome assembly.